CUUUUAUAUGUGGUGGCAGCACCAUCCCAGUUUUACUUCAAGAGUUAAUUUGUGUUGCACGACACGUAUUUUAUCCAUGAACUGCGUAAAUCGUAUUUUCUAUCACAAAUUGUUCGAAACUACACCAUUAAAAGAUAUUUUUAUAGAUUAUUCACUGUAUUGCUAAACACAUAUCUGGAAUGAAAAUGAAGAUUCCAAACAAUCGUUCGGGGAACGAUUAUGGAAAUGAAACAGGGAUUAUUUCCUAUAUGGAUAAUAGUUUUGAAUCUGAAAUCGAUGUACAAGGAACGGAAGAGAGCGAUUUUUCUGAAUACCUUUGGAUGGAAAAUGAGGAAGAAUUUGAUAAAGAGGUGAUCCAACAAUUAAUGGAAGAGGAGUUGACAGAGGAAUGUUUAAAAGCAAUGUGGGAAGAUGAAAGACAACAUGAACGAAAUACAAAUUCUAUUGCUUGGUCCACUGCUACUAGCAUGCCUGAGAAUGGUGCAGAACUUUGUCAGCAACUUAACAAUCUAAAAAUGCAUGAUGACCUUGCUAAGCAGAGUACAUUGAAUCCAAAUGCAGCUGAAUUUGUUCCAGCAUUCAAAUCAGCAGUAACAUCUGUAAGUACACCACCAGAAGUUACUGCAGAAUCAUCAUAGAAGCCAUAUAUUCAUUUGUUUAACUGAAUAAAACAUAGGCUAUAUAUAUGGCUAAUGUUUACCAACUUCAGUAACACAGUUGUAUUAACUGAAUUGCAUUAAAAGUUAAAUGACUGUCCCUACACGUACAAAGGUAUAAUGAUCAUCAAAGCAGAUAAUACAUAAUGCUGUUAUAUGAUAUUUACGAGUAAUGAAGUCAGUUGCAUAACCAUAAAAUUGAAAAAUAUAUAUUCAAAUUUUUAUAGUCGUGAGAUAUUGCAUAAUAUUAUAAACAUUUAAUUUUACAUAUAUAUUUUUCGGCUAUAUACUGAACAACGUGACAUGCCAAAAUCACUUGUUAUGAAAAUUUCCAAUUUAUUGUUUUUAUUUUUAACUGAAGAAAAAUAUAUUCAAAUGUGAUCUAUAUAAUUUAUACAUUUGGUUGCAAGAAAAGAAUACAUAUACGAAGUUUCAUAAGUUAUAUGUAUACAUAUUCAACAAUGAAUUGUUGCAUUCAAGUGAACACUACUUUUUUUUUAAUACUUUCAGAAUACUCCUUUUAUUCUGAUCUGAGAGUUUUUAUAUACUAUAGUAUGCGUUUCUGAAUGAAACACUUUUCUAAGAGUUCCUUUUGUAACACUUAUUUUAUACUGGUAUACAUCUUCUGUAAUCAUUAACAUGAAUUAAGAAUAUAUACUGAAGUCGUUAAGACUGAUGUAAGUAAAAUGUUGCAUUAAAAAUUGUAUUGCAUCCAAUACAUAUUUCGUUGAUAAAACAAUACUUAACGCAUCUAAUUAUACGAGAACAGUUUUAAUCUUUA
Bombus huntii is the source of this 1437-nucleotide messenger RNA. It is a transcript of the gene Paip2, whose product is annotated as polyadenylate-binding protein-interacting protein 2. Gene Ontology annotation, molecular function: mRNA regulatory element binding translation repressor activity. Gene Ontology annotation, cellular component: cytoplasm. The record is from RefSeq and is a predicted model, not a curated record. The coding region runs from base 180 to 638 and encodes 152 amino acids. The transcript has 4 exons. Gene Ontology annotation, biological process: negative regulation of translational initiation. NCBI's taxonomy places the organism in Eukaryota, Metazoa, Arthropoda, Insecta, Hymenoptera, Apidae.